GUGGAGAACGCUGCCGGCCAGUGGGGAGUCUCAGAGACUGGGGUAUCCGGCUGUUGAUGACAGCGAGUUCUGGGGAAACCAGGACGGGCUUUUCAGGAGGAGACCAUCAGAGCAACUUCAAAAGUCACCCCUUCCCCCUCUCCUCACCUUGCCAUCUCCUUGUGCUUCAAAUAGUGAUCCUACCUUCGUCUACAUCUCAUCACUGAAUCUGUACUCGUGCUUUAAGUGUCCGUGACCUUCUGAUGUCUACACUACCUUCACUGGUCAUCUUUCCAUUGACUAGGAUGAUCAGACAACCUGGCUUUGUCAGGACGAUCCCGGUGUUUCAUUAAAUGACCUGGUGCCUGACAGCUUCUUUUAACAAAAUCAUUAAGACUCUUGACAUUGGUCAUUCAACUGGUCAAUCAUCACAAAGCCCUGCCUUCAGAUGGGAUUCCACUAUCUCCUGAUUUGUAAAUCUAUGGUUACAUUCACUCCUGGGUGGCUUGGAGAAGGAGAAUGCAAUGUCUAUUGGUGCUCUCAAUACAGAGAGGAUGAAUCACGCGUGGAAACAAAUAUGGACACAAGUUUCGGCUCUGACAUCAGUCAUGCACGGACACCCCAGUUUUUUCAUACAAAGACUUCUGACUGACUCAGCAUCUCAUGUCUCCAGUAUGGUAUCCUGCUCUGAUAUCCGGCGCAAGAGGCAAAGACAGAAACAGAGGCAGCAUUUGAAAAAAGACAAAGUUGUUAGUAUCCUUCAAGAUCCAGGGGUCCCAGUGCUUGGAAAGCUGACCAGAGAAGACCUUCUGGAAAUGCUAGCUACCAGUGUGGUAUACCAGGAAAAUCCCUUGAUUGGUAUCAAUAAACCACCAGGACUUUCCAUCACAGGUAAAGAACUUUCCUUUACCUCGCUGCUUCCAGAACUCCAGCAGCGAUUGCAUCUUUCAAAAGAACUCCACAUUGUAAAAGCAAGUAACAGGGACUGUUCUGGCCUCGUUCUGCUUUCCACCUGUCACCAAACCACCAAAUACAUUGAGGAUGCCUUCGUCCAAGCUCGGAGAAGGAAGGAAGCACUCACCAGUUAUUGUGCAGUGACAGUGGGCAUCCCAGAACCUGCAGAGGGAGAAGUCAGUGUUGCUCUGAAAAAGCAGAACAUUGGCGAGCAUGAGCUGGUAGUUCCAGUUUUUCAUCCCACAUGGGGAAACUUUCAGCGGAAGGAAGCAAAGAAGGCUGUAACAAGGUACAAGGUUCUCACUGCUGCAGAUGGCUGUGCAUUGGUAGAGCUUCAUCCUCUCUCAACCUUUGAAAGCCUCCUACAGGUCCACCUCACAGUUAAACUGUCCACGGUUCUUGGGGAUCAUGUGUAUUCUUCCCGGCUCGGCAAGGUUCUGGGAAUUCCCUUUUGUCUCCCAGUGGAAUCAGCAAUUCCUCGAACUCAGGUCUUGACUGAAUCCUUACUACAGAAGCUGCAUUUGGACCAGAAACAGAUGUGGAAAAUGCCUCUUCAUCUUCACUUACACAAACUUUCAAUUCCACCGCUUGAAAUAAAGAAAUCAGAGACAGUGAUCGUGGCUGCUCCUCCAGCUUACUUCCUUAGGACCCUUGACCUCUUGGGCUUAAGAGUUAAUGAGUUUCCUGAAGCAGAUGUAAGGAAAAAGGAGAAAUAUUAAAAAAAAGUGUGCUGUCUAGUUCAUGCUAGUACUCUGGUUUAGAGAAGAUUUACAGCUUCUCAAAAACUCACUAGCUUCUGUGAAGUUUGUUUUGUAAUAAAUCCAAGUGGAAGUGCUGGUUCAAAAAUUUGAACGAGCAGAGGAUGUUUCCUAACUAGGACAUCUGUUUCUGGACACUUUUUGAAGACUUCCCAUUUUACACUGCUUGGAAAAAAAAUGCAAUUCACCUGAUUCUUAUUUGUCAGUUUUCUUCCAGUUUAGCUUGUGUAUCCUUUUGGCACAAAUCAACUAGCUAACAAACAACCAAUUCUCAACGGUCUGAAUGCACAAGGACAAAGAAAAAUCAAAUUUAACUAGACAAUAUAUCCAUAAUCACCUGAGCCAAACAGACAUACCACGGAGAUAAUGGGAACUGCAGAUGCUGGAGAUUCCAAGAUAAUAAAAUGUGAGGCUGGAUGAACACAGCAGGCCAAGCAGC
This is a messenger RNA of Stegostoma tigrinum, 2130 nucleotides long. Its product is annotated as mitochondrial mRNA pseudouridine synthase RPUSD3-like. Bases 504 to 1652 code for a protein of 382 amino acids. Lineage: Eukaryota; Metazoa; Chordata; Chondrichthyes; Orectolobiformes; Stegostomatidae. Gene Ontology annotation, biological process: pseudouridine synthesis. The record is from RefSeq and is a predicted model, not a curated record. Gene Ontology annotation, molecular function: pseudouridine synthase activity; RNA binding. The transcript has 12 exons.